This is a messenger RNA of Penicillium angulare, 555 nucleotides long. RefSeq names its product polyadenylate-binding protein. Gene Ontology annotation, molecular function: RNA binding. The transcript has 4 exons. The record is from RefSeq and is a predicted model, not a curated record. NCBI's taxonomy places the organism in Eukaryota, Fungi, Ascomycota, Eurotiomycetes, Eurotiales, Aspergillaceae. The coding region runs from base 1 to 555 and encodes 184 amino acids.
AUGGCGACCGAAGGAUCAGAGAUCAAGGAGGAGCAGCUGCAGGUCCCUCACGAGGAGGGCGGCGACGAGGAAGAGGAAAUUGCAGCUAUGAAGAAGCGCGUCGCCGAGAUGGAAUCCGAAGCUGCUAAAUUGCGCGAUAUGCAGAACACUCUCGACCAGCAAUCGUCGGACCUCGCAGAGAACAAAGAGGAUGUUGACGCACGAAGUGUUUUUGUUGGCAAUGUGGACUAUGGGGCAUCACCUGAAGAGAUCCAGGCACACUUCCAAAGCUGUGGCUCAAUCAACCGAGUGACUAUCCUGCUAGACAAGUUCACUAGUCAACCCAAGGGCUACGCAUAUGUGGAAUUCUCUGAGCCCAGUCUUGUGGCCCAGGCUCUGGUUUUGAAUGAAAGUGAAUUCCGUGGCCGCAACCUCAAGGUCACCCCUAAGCGUACCAAUCUGCCAGGCAUGACCCGCGGUCGUGGCCGUGGUCGGGGAGGACGCGGUGGUCGUGGUCCCUUCCGUGGCUUUCGUGGUGGCUUCCGGGGUCGCGGACGUGGCUUCGCACCUUACUAA